Selaginella moellendorffii is the source of this 3569-nucleotide messenger RNA. RefSeq names its product serine/threonine-protein phosphatase 4 regulatory subunit 3A. The transcript is spliced from 24 exons. Gene Ontology annotation, biological process: protein dephosphorylation. The record is from RefSeq and is a predicted model, not a curated record. NCBI's taxonomy places the organism in Eukaryota, Viridiplantae, Streptophyta, Lycopodiopsida, Selaginellales, Selaginellaceae. Bases 227 to 3019 code for a protein of 930 amino acids. Gene Ontology annotation, cellular component: nucleoplasm; protein phosphatase 4 complex. Gene Ontology annotation, molecular function: protein phosphatase activator activity.
CGCACGCGUCUAGGGCGCCAAGGUGCGAGGCUAUGGCGGACGGGGAUUCUCGGCGCGCUGUCGCGCGGGCGUGCUCGCAGGUAGCGUGGCGCUGCUAGUCCUUCCCUGCCGAGAAUGGUGUGAGCUGCGAGGGGGAAUUUCUAGGGUUUUAGGUGGAGCAGCAGCAGCGGAAGCCGGCAGGAUAGGGUUUUCUGGGAAGUGGGCCUAGGGUUACUCCAAUGGCGGAAUGGAUGGAGCUGUGAGUAGCGCGCGCGCGCUUGGUUCCAAGGUCAUGUCUUCCUCUCAGAGUAAUAACGAAGCCGCCACUCAACUCGACUUGAACUACCUUCAGAGUUUGCAUCUGCUUGCGGUUCAGCGUGUAAAGGUAUACCGCUUGAACGAUGAAGGAAGGUGGGAUGACAAAGGAACGGGCCAUGUCUCGGUCGAGUACCUUGAGAGAUCAGAUGCUUUGGGCAUGGUUGUUAUUGACGAGGAAGACAACAACACGCUUCUAGUUCAUCGGAUCUCGGCGGACGAUAUCUAUAGGCGGCAGGAAGAAACGAUUAUUUCAUGGACGGAUCCCGAGAUUGCCACAGAUCUGGCUCUGAGCUUCCAAGAGGCCAUGGGGUGUGGGUUUAUCUGGUAUGGAUUGUGUGCGUGGUGGGAUUCUUCUGAAAGUUUGAGCUGCAGGGAGCAAAUUUGUAAUGUUCGAAGGUCUGUCGUUCAUUAUACCAACGUUGGAGCUUUGGAAAACGGGGCCCGUGUUACAAGUGACGAAUUGGAACAUUCUGGUACAUCUCAAGACGAUGAUGAUGUGCUCCACGAUAGUGGUAGCAGUGAAAUUCAACAAUUACCCGGCGUUGAGCUAUCCUCGCUUCCGCAGAUUGUGAAGACGAUCGCGGAAGUUGCACCCCCCGACAAAGACCGCGUAGCUUCGCUAAUAAUGAAAGAACAAAGUUAUAUCCCGAAACUGAUGGAGCUGUUCAGGCUUUGCGAGGACUUGGAAAACGUUGAAAACCUUCACAUGAUCUUCCGGAUAGUCAAGGGAAUGAUUUCUUUGAACGACAAGAAUGUGUUCGACACUAUUUUUAGCGAUGAACACGUCAUGGACGUGGUGGGCGCAUUAGAAUACGAUCCUGAACUUUCCUCUCAACAAGAUCAUCGGGGUUUCUUAAAAACUCAAGUUGUCUUUAAGGAGGCUGUACCCAUACAUGACGUAGCCAUUGUGUCGAAGAUUCACCAAACCUAUAGAAUCGGCUACGUAAAGGAUGUUAUUUUACCUCGUGUCUUGGAUGACCAAACGUUUGCCAAUAUGAAUUCGAUGAUGUUAGCGAACAACAAAGCGGUGGUCUCUGCUCUCCAUUCUGAUAAAACAUUUGUAAGUGAUCUAUUUGCAAAACUUCGAUCCCCUGACAUCUCUCAAAAUGUUCGAAACGAUUUGAUAUACUUCCUGCACGAGUUUUGCAACCUUAGCAAAAAUCUUCUUUCUCUUCACCGCUCGGAACUUUUCGGCUCCCUUGUUGAGAAAGGCAUUUUUGAAGUUGUUACAAUGGCUCUUCAAAGUGAAGAUUUAAAUCUGCGUGUAAGUGGGAGCGAUAUCCUGAUUGUAAUUCUCAAUCAUGAUGCUGCUUUGCUACGUACUUUUCUUGUGCAGCAAGAGGGUCACGUUCUUUUUGGUCUUCUGGUCAAGGGUCUGUUGAACUCCUCUGAAGGAGGGUUGCAAGCACAAAUUCUCGAAAUAAUGAGAAUGCUCUUGGACUCUGAACCAUCAGAACAGCAGCCAACCGAAAAGAUUGCGUACUUGGAGAUGUUCUAUGAAAAAUACAUAGAUCAGCUUGUUGAAGUGUUAACUUCUUCCUGUCCGACAAAGGUGGUUACGGAACAUUCGAAGCGAGUCCCUACGGUAGAGAAAACACAAGCAUCUGGCGAGGUGCUCGGCAACAUUUGUGAAUUGAUGUGCUUUUGCGUACUGCAUCAUGGAUACAGGAUGAAGUAUUACGUGAUGCGGAACAACGUUGUAGAGAAGGUCUUGCGCCUUGUUCGAAGGAAGGAAAAAGUCCUUGUCGUCGCGGCUGUGAGGUUCCUCCGAACUUGUGUGGGGCUUAAGGAUAACUUUUAUGCUCGGUACCUUAUUAAGAAUAAUCUUUUUGAGCCUGUUAUUCAGGCGUUUUUAGCUAACGGAAACCGAUAUAACCUUCUUAACUCAGCUGUAUUGGAGUUGCUUGAUUUUAUCCGGAAGUCGAAUUUGAAGGAUCUUCUCAUACAUAUUGUUGAAAACUACGGCAAAAAGCUGGAAUGCGUCGACUAUGUUGAUACUGUUAAGCAACUGAAGGUGAAAUAUGACCAGUAUAUGGAUGAUUCUACUACGUCUAAUCGAGAAGCUCCUGCCGGACCUAGUGGAAUAGAAACUAGUUCCGACCGCUUUAUUGGCCCGCUUCCCAGUCUAAGGAAAAGGAAAGACGAACGUGCACUUGAUAAGGCUGAAGAAGAUUAUUUCAACGAGGAUAGUGAUGACGAAGAGGACAGCGCACAAACGUCUCAGACUAUCACAGUCAAUGGCAAUGCAGUAGAGGAUGCGCCAUUCAGACCAUUCUGCUUGGUUGACUAUGACGAUGAAGAUGACGAUUCCCUUGUCCCUAGCAAUGGGAAAAGCCGUCCUCGAAAGAGUGAUGGAUCGGAACACUGGCCUCAUGCUAAGCGGAGGCCUCAUCUAGGCGACUUUUCUAUACACAAAAAGCUCAGACAAGACAGUGGUGGCCAGUCCGAAUUGGGAAAGCAAGAGGUCGAUGGAAUCAACAGGAUAUCAGUCGAGGGGAAACCACAGAUUGGUAGAACAACUGAUCAACAACCUGGUAACUUGAAAGGUGGUCUUGACGACAAACGGGACUCCACUAAAUCUUCGAGUAGCAAGGUCAGGGAUGAUAGCGUGGUCUCAAGACUAGGAGCUCCAGGCCGGGUCAGUGCUGGAUGCAAGCUCCAGAUCGAGGCCAAGCCACGGAUCCCGGCAGCAUCGUCUCCAGAGCAAUCGAGUAGCCGAUAGCAGCCGAAAAUGGAUGACCAGUGUACAACGAGCUCGUGUUUUUUGGGACCGCGAAGCAGCGGGAUAUGUACGAGUAGGGAAGAUUAACUUUCGGUGCUGGGACGGUCGCCAGAGCGAGCAGCAAGCAGAUUUUUGACAAAAACGAUCCAGGCGAAGGUCGAGUGAGCUUAACAAAGUCCGGAGAGAAAAUGCAGGAAGGGAUGGAAGUUUUUCUUAUAUUUUUUUUUAUCAGGAGCUCACCGGUGACGUGAGGGAAGCUCUACAAUCGCGACACAUUGUCAAGGUCUCUAAAUAAAUCCAUCAACAACAUCAACACUGACUGGGUGGGACGCAGGGUAAAGACUUUGGACCGCGGAAAAGAAGAAAGAAAGAAAGAAAAGAGACCACGACGAAGAUGACAUACCUAUAUACUAUAUAACUGUUUGGUGAUGGUGGUGUGUAAACUGGUCUCACUCGAGGAAUGUAAAAAAGAAAUCGAGAGAGUGCGCGUUUGCGCGUUUGCGCGUUUGUUCUCUCAUGCGAUCAAGGUUCGCGAAGAACACUUGCUUUC